UGAGUUCAGAGCCAACUUUGAGUGUGAGUGUGUGUGUGUGUGUGUGUGUGUGUGUGUGUUUUCCCGUCAGUUUCUCAUCAGUCGGGCUAGAAGGAUUAUCUGAAGGCGGGGUGAAGGUGCGGAGGAGAUGGUUCCUUCAGCAGGAUGGACCGGAGGAAAGUCGUGCCCGGGUUCGUCCCCUGCUGUCUGUUACUGGCUCUGUCUGUCUCUGCAGAGGUAAAUCAAGGUGGAUACUUGAAUAUUGUGCAGAGUGCGGCUCUGGUCUCUUGUUCAGAAGGCUUUAUAGAACUCGGCUAUUAUAACGGCUCAGUUUCCCACACGGACUCAGGCUCCCCCUGCCUGAAGUGGACAGAUUUCCCAGACUACGUGCAGCAGUACCCAGGCCGAGGCCUGGGGGACCACAGUUUCUGCCGAAACCCAGACCGAGAAAACGACCCUUGGUGCUUCUUCAGGCAGAGCUCUGGUGCCAUCGGCUGGGAAUACUGCGACUGCCGUCAGGGCGCUGUCAGAUUGGUGGGGGGGUCAUCAGGCAACAGUGGGCGUCUGGAGGUCUAUCUGAACAGCCAGUGGGGGGCAGUAUGUGAUACACACUGGACCGACCGCGAUGCUAGCGUCAUAUGCAGACAGCUCGGACUGGGUGAGAUUGGUACAGCCCUGCAGCAUUCGUACUUUGGUCCGGGUUCUGUCUUCCACUAUGAGCGUCUCGGUUGCCGUGGAAAUGAGAAUUCCCUACUGGAGUGCCGGAGCAGGAAGUUUGUCACCAAUGACUGCAACCAUGGCAACGAAGCGGGAGUGGUUUGUGCUGAACCUGAAGGCAUUGGCAUCCCUUUGAGGCUAGUAGGUGGCUUGGAGGAUUUUGAGGGCCGUGUUGAGGUGUACCAUAACGGCAGGUGGGGAACAAUUUGCGACGACCAAUGGGAUGACGCUGAUGCCGAGGUGGUGUGCCGACAGUUGAACCUGGGCGGUGUGGCCAAGGCAUGGCGGUGGGCCCACUUUGGCCCAGGUUCUGGUCCCAUCUUGCUGAAUGAGGUUCAGUGCACAGGCAAUGAACUCUCUCUGGAGGAGUGUCCUCACAACAUCUGGGAGCAGCACGACUGUGACCACAUGGAAGAUGCAGGCGUGUCCUGCAAUCCGUACACAGAUGGUGCAGUUCGUCUGGUGGGAGCAGACCAUUACUGGGAGGGUCGUGUGGAGAUUUACUAUCAAGGACAAUGGGGCACUGUGUGCGAUGACAACUGGACCAAGCUCAACGCCCAGGUAGUGUGCAGACAACUGGGCUUCAGCGGCCGAGCAGAAGUAGCUCCUGACAGAGUGUAUGAAGAAGGUCGCGGGCUGAUCCUGCUGGACGAGGUGCAAUGUCAGGGAACUGAAGCCACUCUACUGGACUGCACCCACUCUGAGUGGGGCCAGCAUGACUGCUCCCACAGUGAGGAUGUUGGUGUCCGCUGUGAAAGGGGAAGUGAUGCUAAUGAGAUACCAGGCCCGUUACCUUCAGUUGGCCCUCUGGUGCGUUUGGUUGCUGGAGAGAGCAGGAAGGAGGGUAGAGUGGAGGUCUUCAUUAACAACCAGUGGGGAAGUGUGUGUGAUGAUGGCUGGAAUGACAUCAAUGCAGCUGUAGUUUGCAGACAGCUGGGAUUCACCGGGGUGGCUAAAGCUCGAGCCAUGGCGUACUUUGGAGAGGGUCAAGGUCCCAUCCAUCUGGACAACGUUCGAUGCUCAGGCAAGGAGAUGUCCUUGGGUCAGUGUCCAGCAGUCGGUCAAGAUAGCCAUGACUGCCGCCACAGCGAGGAUGCAGGCGUCAUCUGUGAUUACACCCUAGAUCCUGUGGGAGAUGGCGUCAAGGCAAUGCAGACCUGCGGCCUGAGACUCAAUAACCAGCGUCGUCGACGCAGGAUCAUAGGAGGAGAAAAGUCCCUGAGGGGUGAGUGGCCCUGGCAGGUGUCUCUGUGGCUCAGGUCUCAGUCUAAAGGCAACCAUCCUCUGUGUGGAGCAUCACUCAUCAACCCCUGCUGGGUUGUUACUGCUGCCCACUGCUUCAAGAGAUUUGGCAGAGACCCGACCCGCUAUGUGUUGCGCCUGGGUGACUACCACACCGAGGAGCAGGAUGACUUUGAACGCACCUUGUCCCCUGAACGCAUCGUUAUCCACAGAAAGUACCACAAUCAGGGCUGGGAGUAUGACAUUGCUCUGUUGCGGCUCAAAGGCACAGAGGGCAACUGUGUGGCAUUCAACCCUCACACAGGUGCAGUGUGUCUACCUGAGCCAGGUAACAAGUGGGAGAAGAGGCCUGGUGCCUGUGUGAUCACCGGCUGGGGUAUCACAGAUUCAGAGUACUCCCGGACUCUGCUCCAGGCCUGGGUCCCCCUUCUACCAGCCUGGAAGUGUAAGAAGAGAUACAGUGAUCGUUUCACCAGCCGCAUGCUGUGUGCAGGGAGCCUGUCAGAGCGCCACCGCGUGGACAGUUGCCAGGGGGACAGUGGGGGACCACUGGUUUGCCAGGGGGAAGGGGGGCGCUGGGUGUUGACAGGAGUCAUAUCUUGGGGUCAUGGUUGUGGUAACCCCUCUUUCCCUGGGGUGUACACACGCGUUAGCAGGUUCUUGCGAUGGAUUGAUAAGGUCAUCAACAAACCAUACAUACAUAAGAACUAAUGAUGCAGAAUAAGAGUGGAUAACCAAUGUUAUUAAGGGGCCUCAGUGAUUGUGGAAGGAGCCUGCUGGCCUUUGCUUCUCUGCUGUGCCUCCUUGUACACUCCAUUUUUAAGCUCAUUUGUUGCUCCCCGUGUUUCCCACAUCACUGUGUAAAUGACCUGGAAUAUUUAUAUUAUCUCACAGUGAGAACUAAUGACAAAUUCCCAUGCACAACUGCACACAUUUGUUGUGUCACACUUUGAGGAACCAUGAUCUGAGCCAGUGAUGAGCAAAAAGCAAGUGGUAAACGGUUGCUUUUUUUUAAUGAUUUAUUGUAGAUUUGAUGUCAUUUGACGGCAAUACGUGCAUGCUUCUUGCAUGUCUUCAUCUACACAGUUCAGUGGCUGCCUCUGCCAGCAUUUAGCAAUGCAGCAGAUAGAGAGUAGUACCCACCCAGACACACCGGAAGGAAAAAGAUAUAUUGGCAUGUGAGAUCUGCUGCAAUCACAUUUGGAUUUGGCUACCAGGAAAGUAUUGGACCCAUGAAUAUGGCACAUGGCACAGUUAAACAGUGCUAUACUACACCGGUCAAGUGAAAAGUUGAAUGACAUUGCACUAACAUGCAUGCCUUCCAAUCACAGCUGUAAAUAACAGUCUCAUGCGGGCUAGAGCCAAUGAAGAAUGACAGCACUGGGCUGAGAACAAAUGUACCUUUGAACAAGUAUGUGUCAUAUAAUACUGAAUUUUUGCAUACUGACAUUUUUAUUUGUUUUUUGUUGUUGUUGUUGUUGUUGUUGUUUGUUUUUCUUACAUUCCAAGUGUGCAUCUCCAAACCAUAACCACAGGUCAAACAGUUAUUAUUAUCAUAACCAUUAAGGUCGCUAUUGUUGCCAAAUUUAUUUCUGUUUGCUAAAGUUUUGUUAAUAAUAUUCAAUACCAACUGCCGUACAGUAAAAAGGAUAAAAAGUACAGCUCCAUCAGUAGGCUUUUACCAAGACUGAGUAACAAAUCAGGCAAAACACCCACCAGACAACUACCCUGCAGAAUCCAGGAGGUUCACUGUUUGGUGAUUGGUUUGUGGUAAUCUGACUAACUGUGUUUUAGAAUAUGGGAACAUGUAUAUUAUCAGCUGAUCAUAAGGGUCAUGAGCUUGAUGUCCUUUGAUAGAAAUGGGUCCUGUGUCAAAAUAUAGAUUUAGAACCUUCAUCAUUUCAGUUGAAAUUGUGGUUACAAAAUUCAUUUGUAUUUAUUUUUUGGAUUCUGUACACAAUGCAUGUGUACACUAUGUGUGAGAUAUACAUUUUUCUGCGUUCUGUACAGCACUGGUGAGUGCAUUUUUUAUUGUUUUUAUUUAUUUGGGAAAAAACGUCAGUGAUGACUGUAUUAAGCUUUAUUUAUUUAAGUACUGUUGAUUUUAACAUCAUCACAUUCCACUAUGACACUAGAGAAAUGCAAAUGGGCUACUACUAUUUACGAUAAUGUGUCCAAUCCACAGGACAUCAGCAUUCAACCACAAGACACCAAACAGAGAGUAGCAGGCUAGUCUGUGCACCAAUGUUUAGUCUUUUGUUCAUUUCGCAGAAACCAUUAAAUAAACGUCUCAAGACAAAUUAGUACAUUUUUUUCCACAACUCCCCACAAACUCAUCCAUACUUUCUGAUCUCCGUAAACGUAUUCUUUAAAAAGCUGGAGAAAAAAUAUCUUUCCUACAAUGGUUUAUGUGUGAUUAAACUAUCAUGCAUGUUUCCAUACCAUAUAUUCUUAAAUUUAUCUUUUGAACAAAAUAGUUCUGGUUGAUAUGUCAUUUGUUCUACCUAGUUGUUUCUCAGUGCUAAGUUACUCUUAAUGACAUUGUUUAAAGGCCUUACAGGAAAGGGAUUACUGCCUAAAUUGCUGGAAGGCCUUCAAUGUGAAGUAUUAAGAUUUCAUGUACAGCAUACAGUAAAUUAGCACAAUAGAAACUCAAAAACAAAGCAAAAAAGAAACAGCUUAAAACACAGUUGCUACUCAGACACAAAACAUCGACAUCACUCAUCUCAUAUAUUAGUAAUCCCGAAUGGAAUACAUUUCACUAACGUAAUAUAGUCACGGUCUUUAGAGCUCAGACAACACAAUACAAUCAACUUCUUUUUCUAACAGAAGGCUUCAUAGCAUCUGCUUAACCUGUUGUUAAAAUACUUGGCCAGAUUAGGUUUUUUUUUUCUUUUCAACACAGUGCAAAUAAUCAUCAUUCCCUUUUCAUAAAAUUGUGUUUCUGUCUUUAGAACAGAAAUUAAGACAUUUAGGAUCCACUGAAAUAUUUUUGGAAAUAAUUUCCUCCGUUGUCUUUCUUAGCUCACCCUCAAGGCUUAUUAUCUUCCUUCGCUGCCAGACGUACAACAGUGUACCUUCCACUUCUGUGGGUUUAGUGCAUCGGUCUGAAAUGUUGAGGACUUAUUUGUUUCAUUUUACUGGGGUAACAAGUUUGCAUUUACAAACGCUACUGUAUUGAUCAGAGUACAUUGUAAGUGAGUCAGUUUCUAAGUUCCCUUCAAGUGUUUCCUUCAUUCUAAGAGUUGUCUUCAGAACUUAACAAUACGUGGUAAAAUUCUGACACCGUUACUUUGACUGUCCAUGGUCACCUUUGUUUCCAAAAUAGAUUUAGGGGUUUAAUUGCAUCACAUCAUAUUAAUUGUGAUAGGUAAUACAAAUUGGAUUUUUCUCCCCUGCCCUUUUGAGGAAGGAGAAAAUUGUGAAACAUAGUCAACUUGGAACAGGGCAUGAAUGUAAUACUAACAUAAAGGCCGUUUCAAAAGAUGAUGCCACAGAGACUAGUUUUCAUUGUGACCAGUAACUCAUGUGUAUGCUCUAUCAAUACCAGGUGCUAUUUUGGACAAAUGUGGAAAGAUUUAGAUAUAAUCUGACUUUGAAUGGAAGUUGCACAUUGUUACUUUCAACCUGGGCGGUCAGGAUCAAAGUAACAUACCAGUGGGUCAAAAAUAGCAAAAUAUAAACUUGAAUUGUUCAUGUUGUUCUUGUUAUUAUUUGAAAUGUAGGACAAUGUCCUUGUUAACAUGUGACUGCAUGUUAAUUAAUGCAUUAUGUCCCUUAUCAAUUUUUUUUUUACAUUUUUUGUUGUUUUAGUGUUCAGUUUCAUUAAGCACUUCACAACUGUAUGAACUCUGCACCCUCAGUACAUGCCUCAUUGUUGCUACAGAGGGCCAAAAGGAACAUAAGUUGCUAUUGUCCUGACAAAACUACAACAUGGCAAACUUUAGAAUGUGUACUAAAUACUGUAAUCUGUCGAUGAUCAUGACUUUGGCUAACAAAACAAUAAACGCAACUUGCCAAAUUCCUGCUUGAGUGAAUUUAUUUACUGUGCUCUACAGAAAAUAGGGAAGUGUUGGACUGCUACUAUACAAGCAACCCCAGUGAG
Scatophagus argus is the source of this 6043-nucleotide messenger RNA. RefSeq names its product neurotrypsin. Gene Ontology annotation, molecular function: serine-type endopeptidase activity. NCBI's taxonomy places the organism in Eukaryota, Metazoa, Chordata, Actinopteri, Scatophagidae. Gene Ontology annotation, cellular component: membrane. Bases 145 to 2649 code for a protein of 834 amino acids. Gene Ontology annotation, biological process: proteolysis. The transcript has 14 exons. The record is from RefSeq and is a predicted model, not a curated record.